Molecule: messenger RNA, 2119 nt
Organism: Frankliniella occidentalis (western flower thrips)
Lineage: Eukaryota; Metazoa; Arthropoda; Insecta; Thysanoptera; Thripidae
Exons: 2
Coding region: 78-1955 (625 amino acids)
Source: RefSeq, a predicted model, not a curated record
UCUGGGUAGGGGGGUGGUAUAGUAGUAGUAAACAAACAAGCGCACGGAGGUUGCAUUGUCAUUGUAGUUAUGUCAAGAUGCAUGAAGUACAUUCAAAGUACCGGGCGCCGAAGGCAUCUCGUAGAACGAAGCGCGGAUCUACACUGGACGCAGCCCGAGUUGCCAAGAGAGCAAAAGAAGAAGCCAAGAAACUUACGGCGACAGCUCAAGCCACUCCAGUAGCAGCGGCGCCUCCUAACCUCCCAAACACACAAGGAGAGACACCGAAAACUUCAAGAUCAGCAGAAAAAAUAGCAAGAUUCAGCACGUCAGUCUCAAAAACAGAUAGUGAAUAUUUUUUAGUUGACUCUGGACUCUUACAAAAGCUAAUAGAGGUUUACCAGUGUGUUGGCUGUAAUCAGAAAGCAAUGGACAUGUGUGUUCUUGACAGACAAGGAUUUGCAGUUAAAUUUUUGUUGAAGUGCACUAUUUGUGAACAUGUUCACUCAGAAAUGUAUUCAAGCCAUAGGGUCAUGGACAGCGAAUCGUCUCGACCAGGAUUUCAGAUCAACAGGCGAAUGACAGCAGCAUUUUUGGACAUUGGUUGCGGGUAUACUGGUAUGGCUAGAUUUUGUAUGACCAUUGGUUUGAAAGUGAUGGAUGUCACUUCAUUUUAUGGCCAUAUGCACAAGAUGAAACAGGAAACUGAAGUACUAAAGAAAAAAAUACUUGAGGAAUCUAGAAAUGCUGUGAGAGAAGCCCAUGUUAUUGACAACCCCGACUUGAAGGACCAACCCGUGUUAGAUAUAACAGUAUCAGUGGAUGGCAGCUGGCAUAGGAGAGGCCACAUAUCUAUGUAUGGGUUCGUUGCAACUAUUGACGUACUAACUGGAUUGGUUGUGGACUUUGAAAUACUAUCAAAGUUUUGCCUCAUGUGUUCUAUUGCCGCUCACCGACAUGGACAAGAUUCCGAAGAAUUUACAGCGUGGAAGGAAGAGCAUUUAGAAAAAGAAGAAUGCAGCAUCAACUUCAAUGACUCUUCUGGAAAUAUGGAGGCAGCAGGAGCUGUAAUUUUAUUCAAAAGAUCAGUUCAAGAAGCCAAUUUGCGAUAUGUAUCUUUUCUUGCUGAUGGUGAUGCAAAAACCCUAUCUCAGUUGAACAAAGAGCAACCUUAUGGCAGCGCUGUAGUAAUACAAAAAGAAGAAUGUGUCAAUCACGUGUCUAAAAGAAUGGGGACAGCUUUACGGAAGCUUGUCCAGGAUGAGAAGAAAAAGGGAGUCACACUUGGUGGUAGAGGUGAAGGUACACUGACAGAAGUCACAAUGAAAAAGUUGCAAGGGUACUACCACAAAGCAAUUGUCAGUAAUGCUCCUGAUGUACCUAAAAUGAAAAAGGCAGUUUUAGCUACUCUGUACCAUUGUACAUCUACAAAUCAAAAACCUCAGCACACCUACUGUCCACCUGGAGAGGAAUCUUGGUGUUUUUAUAACAAAAACAAAGCACUGAAGAAGAGAAAAAAGGGAGACCACACUAAAAUGCCUAUCAAGAUAAACAAGAAAGUAUUUGCUGCUCUUCUUCCCGUAUACAAACGGCUGUCAUCUGAUGAGCUCCUGGAACGCUGUGCAAAGGGUCAGACACAGAAUGCAAAUGAAGCACUUCACUCGGUGAUUUGGAAAAAAUGUCCCAAACACACUUUUGUCUCGAAGAACAGACUUGAAUAUGGAAUUACCCAGGGAGUUGCUGAGUUCAAUAUGGGCAUUGUAGCCUUACAAACCAUGAGAGCUGAAAUACAACAUCAAUCCAUACCUGAAGUGAGUUUGGCUGUGGCAGCAAAGAUGGAUAAUAAGAGGAAGGCUCAGAGUUCACACCAAGAAAAGUCUGGGACCAAGAGACACCGCCUGUCAAAGAAGUACAACAAGAAGAAAAAUAACAAGAAUGAUCCAAAUGCUUUGUAUGGGGCUGGGACUGGGGACUGAGGGCAGACCUGAGGUCCAGUAAUUUUUUUUUCCUACUUCCAUAUGUGAUUCAACAUAUUAAUCCAAAGAGCAUGAUUUUUUGCAUGAUUGUUAGGCUUACACAGCCAGAAAUUGAUAAUUAAACUUUAAAGCUGUUUUUCUCAAAACUACUGUUUUCUGUCUUU